Molecule: messenger RNA, 963 nt
Organism: Cuscuta epithymum
Lineage: Eukaryota; Viridiplantae; Streptophyta; Magnoliopsida; Solanales; Convolvulaceae
Source: the annotation of a GenBank genome assembly
ACAGAAAAACUGAGGCCCGAGCAAAUAGAGCAUUACGGAGACUUCCUUUGGGAAUUCACGGCCGGCGAACGCUGGAACCGAGGAACGCCGACUCGCAGUCGCGGCCUCAAGCUCACUUCCUGUCCGAGUCUCCUUCACCCUUCAGGCUUCACUGCGGACUGCGUCUGCCUCACCGCUUCAGCAGGUCAGGGGUUCAGCCUUCACUCUUCAGUUUCAGUGAGAUGGAGCAAACCCUUUUAAGUAAAUUGAUGUUAGAUCUUCGUGCUACUUGCAAAUACUACACCGGCUACCCGAAAGAUCUUGGGCCAUCAAAAGUUAUUCACUUUACAUCGGAGCGUGAAUUCGUCCAGCUUCUUCAUCAAGGAAAUCCUGUGGUUGUUGCAUUCACUAUCAAGGGUAACUAUACAAGACAUCUUGAUAAAGUAUUGGAGGAAGCUGCUGCUGAAUUUUAUCCUAAUGUAAAAUUUUUACGUGUUGAGUGCCCAAAGUACCCUGGAUUUUGCAUAACGCGACAAAAGAAGGAAUACCCUUUCAUUGAGAUGUUUCACAGUCCAGAACAAGCAUCUAAUCAAGGUAAGGUUGCUGAUCCAAAUGUAACAAAAUACUCCGUGAAAGUCUUACCUUUCAAUCAUGAUCUUAGUGCAUAUGGAUUCAGAGAGUAUUUCAAGAGGCAUGGAAUUCAAUCACCCGGUGGUCGUCAGUAAAAGUUGUCAAACAAUAUGAAACUUAAGAUGGCGUGAUUUCCUGAUAGCUUUGAACUUCCUAUGAUGAAGUAUAGCGGCGUUGCAUCCGUCUAUUACUACUAUCAUUAUUGACCUCAAUUUAUUAUUAUAUGGUUACUAAUAAUAUUACUACAUCAUCAUCCAGUACUGGUAGUUAGUUAUUCCCCAGGUCUUAUCUUUGUUUUAUUAUAUAUCAAGAUUUUGACAUAUUUAAAUCAAACUUUUGUGCUUUAGUAGAAAA